AGACAGAUAAUGGAUGAAUGGAUUAAUUAAUUUGUGUUUUUGUGAUAUUUGAUCUGGUCUGAAAUCCAAAUAGUUAAUUAUUUAUGUAUUUGAUUCGAUUUGCUUAUGUUUUUUAUUAUUUUUUGGUAGGUUGUAGACAAAAAUAAUGAAAGCUGAUUCAAGUUAAAUGCUGUCAUGUUGUAGCUUAAUUCUGACAACUGGCAAUAAUUUGCAGAGACACUAAAAUUCAGAAAUAUUUAGUAAACCCAAACCCAAGCUUGUGUUUGAGCAUACGGACAAUAGGAAAUGGGACAGAAAAAAUAGGUUUGCAGGCCAGACUCCAGUUAGGGUUCCAAAGAUGCAGUGGCUUUGAGAAUGACGUGAAGCUGAGUAAGACCCAUCUGCUACUUGCUGCUCUUUAGCCAUCGUUAAAUGGAUUAAACCUGCUACAUACUCUGCUGCCAUGCAGCACAGCGUGUUAUAUGGUCCAGGCUGUGUUGGAGUCCAUAUGUAGGUCUGCUGUGUUUCCACUCAGCCAGGUGUUACUGUCUGCUGUUCAACUUCUGCUCUCAACUUCCACUGAGUUGAUGAGUUGAUUUAAUAAAAAAAAUUAAAAUAAAGAUUUGUGCAGUCUCAGCAAAGGGACAGUAGGAACAAAGUUCUGCCGGAUGCUUCAAUAGCAGUAGAUCUGUCAAAUAGCACAGACCUAAAGUGGUUUGAAACAGAAUUUGGUGACUUAGGACAAAAUAAAAAAAAAUAUUUAACAUCCUUGUUUUUCCAAAGAUAAUUAAUAAAAUAAUAAUUAAAAAAAAAAUUGCAGAAUAAGCACAACUCACUUUCAAUAAGAAACAAUCUGUUUCCUGUUUAGAUGUUGGUUAUUCUAAAGUUUUGUUUGGAUUUGAAGCAAGUUGUUGUAAUGGAGCUUUCAAGUCAAAAAGAUCAUAUUUAUGGUGUCAAAGCUAUAAAGAUUAAUCAAAAACAGAUGGAGUAGUAUCUGUUAUAGUGAGGGAUCAACUGUUUUGUCAAAUAAUUAACAAAAGUGCACAGUUCCUUACUUGCUAGGUCAAUUUCAUGAACCAUUUUAAAUAAAUGUAAAUUAAUUUGUUUUUACCUGUCUAGUCCUGUAUGUAAACUUCCAUAAAAAUAAAAAUCUUUACAGUUAUUGUGAGGUACCACUACAUUUUGUUAGCAUGACUUACGAUUUGUUGUUACAAUUUGAUUUAAGAUUUAAAGGAUGGCUCUAAGGUUCUUUGAGAUAACAUUUAGGCUACCAAUAAGAGCCACUCUGCUUUACGCAACUAAACUUUUUAUAGCAAUAAUAAAGUAAGUAAUAAUAAUAAUGGCCUUGAAAGUGAAGUGCAUGAGUGAAGUGCAUUAAAAAGCAGACAUCACCUUUACACAGUAGUUAAUGAACUGGCAUUAUCAUUCGAGUGUAGUAUAUUGAAAUUAAUUUGAAAAUGCAGCUGUAAAAGGAGGGUCCCAAUGCCUGAGCUAUAUCAUUAACAGCCUGCUAUAUUAUGACCUGCAGAAAUUAAACAGCAGACCUCCUCAUAACCCAAGUAAACAUAUAGAGAUUUGUAUGAUGUCUUCAUGCAAACUGAUAAACAUCAAAUCUAAGAACCUGGCUCCUGUUUUUGGUUUGAGUUAGCUGCUCAACAGCUGAACAUGUGUCAAAAUGCAGAAAGUCAAAAAGAUUGUAAUAUUUGAAAAGUGAUCUUUCUCUUAGAUGUUAUUUUAUUUUCAGGUAAAGCAUGCUGACAUUUAUUUUGCAGUAAGGGUGUCCUAAUUCAUGAAUUUAAUUCCAAAUACAAGAAACUUCUGUCUCUGUGGAAACACAGCAGCCUGAGGUCAGAUUAACAAGGAAAAAGGCCAUUUAGCCCCGCCUGAACCAGGUUGGUGUUAAGACUUAAAAGUAGAUCAGUGUCUGAGGAUAUAAAAACCAGCUCAACCAUAAAGUCUGUCAGAGACAUACUGACCUGCACACUGCACUGAGUAUCUAGCUGAAGAGAAUCACAUUUCAAAAGAAUUUAUAUCCCAUCUACCUGCUCUGAAGCAGCCACCAUGGUUCUGGAGGAGAACGAUGACUCUGUCUUUGAGCCUCAAAUCACCGAGGAGCACGUGGAGACUCAGUAUGGGGACCUCCACUGCAUCUUGACAGGAACUCCUAAAGCGAACCGACCCGUCAUCCUGACCUUUCAUGAUAUUGGACUUAACCAUAAAUCUUGUUUUGAGACUCUGUUCAACCAUGAAGACAUGCAUGAAAUUGUUCGUCAUUUACCUGUUUGUCACAUUGAAGCUCCUGGACAACAUGAGGAAGCCAAGACUCUGCCCACUGCGUACACCUAUCCCACCAUGGACCAGCUCUCUGAGGUUCUUCCCUCUGUCCUCAAUCACUUUGAGAUGAAUAGUAUAAUUGGUGUGGGAGUUGGAGCUGGAGCUUACAUCCUGGCCAGAUUUGCACUGAAUCACCCUGAUUUAGUGGAUGGAUUGGUUCUGAUCAACAUUAACCCCAAUGCAGAGAGCCUAAUGGAUACUGUUGCAAACAAGAUUACUGAUUGGACCCUCACUCUUCCAGACAGAAUUAUCACACACUUGUUUGGUAAGGAUGAGAUCCAGACAAAUCAAGACCUUGUGUCGACAUAUCGUCACUACAUCACAACAACAAUGAACCAAUCCAACGUGAGUCAGUUUCUACGUUCCUACAACAACCGCAACGCUCUGGAGGUAGAGAGGCCUGUCCCUGGAGGGAACGUCAAUGUCAAGACACUCAUGUGCUCAUCCCUGUUGGUUGUUGGGGAUAGUUCUCCAGCUGUGGAAGCUGUGGUUGACUGCAACUCUAAACUGAACCCCACAAAGACCACACUGCUCAAGAUGGCAGACUGCGGAGGACUUCCUCAAGUUGUUCAGCCAGCCAAAGUGAUUGAAGCUCUUAAAUAUUUUAUCCAAGGAAUGGGAUACUUGUCCAGCGCCAGUAUGACCAGACUUCGCUCAAGGACAACCUCCAGCUGCAGCAAUAUGUCAGUCGAUGGCUCUCGAGGCCGCGCACACACCAAUGAGCGUGGACGAACACAUUCACAUGGCACCGAGGAGAGGCGCGGGCGUGCACACACUGAUGUCUCCAUGGAGAAUAUUUCUACUUUAAGCCACAACAUCUCAAACACAGCUGAACUGGCAUGCUAGAAUAUCAGUGCUACUUAGACUCUCGCACUUAACUCAGUUCAAGACUUACUAUACCUGCACUUGCAUCUUUAUUAGUAAUUUCCUUAAAGUAAUCCAAUCAUCAUAUUUAUUUUGUCUGUCACAUAAAAGAUCACAUAAUUUUAACUUAUUUUAUUCUUGAUUUUCUUUUGCCUGUCUAAUGAUGUCGUCUUUUACCUUAACUACCAGCUUGUCGGAGUUGUAAGCUUCAUUGUGUUUUUCAUUUUUCUCUUUAAAUAAAGUAGAGGAGAAAAUAACAAAAGUUGUCAGGUAAUUCUUUUCAAAAUGUCAUGGAUUUGUGUACAGUGUUGUUGGAGGUUUUGUCUUUAGGAGUUGUAGUUGCAAUUGUUGUAGAAACUUAAAUAAAAUGUGAUAAAUAAGGAGUAAAAAGGUCAGACUCGCAGAACUGAAUUGUAAAGUCAACAUUAUUAACUUUAUGAAUGUAAACAGUUGCAGUCAACAACAGUGUUCACAUACUGUGGUAAUUUCUAAGCACUUUAUUUAAUGGCAAUUGACAGACCAAUUCAUUGAGAACACUUUUUACAUCAGAUUUAACAUGCUUGAAAUUAAACUUAAGUUAAUAUACAGUCAGUUAAAAGCUAUGAUCAUAUUUCCUGAAAAUAUUUUGCUUUCAACUCUGUUGUGAGCAUAUUUUCACUCCCACUUCUACAUAUUCUUAAACUAUGUAGAAAUAAUUUGACUUGAUAAAACUAGGCUAUGAGAAUAUAUUUAUAGACAUUUGUUUCUUAAAAAUUGAAAAAAAGAAGAAUUGAAUGGAAUUUAAUUUCAACUCCCAACAAGAUGGGUAGGCAGAUAGACCACUAGAUGGAGGUAUAUAACAAGUUUAGAUGUCAAAUGCCGUAUAGUGUUCUGUAACGAAUCAUGCAAAAAGUCAACUUUUGUGUCAGUCAUGAUUGUUUUCUUACUGCUGUGCAAUAAAGGGCAACAUGUACAAGAUAA
Molecule: messenger RNA, 4137 nt
Organism: Xiphophorus hellerii (green swordtail)
Lineage: Eukaryota; Metazoa; Chordata; Actinopteri; Cyprinodontiformes; Poeciliidae
Product: protein NDRG1-like
Exons: 12
Coding region: 2041-3159 (372 amino acids)
Source: RefSeq, a predicted model, not a curated record